GAGAGCGGCGAGAAGCUGCCGCUCCUGGUGAUGCUCGCGUCCUCGGUGGCGGGGGGGCUGCUCUUCGCGGGGCUGAACCGGCUGCUCAACGAGCACGGGGCCGCCGUGCGCAAGUCCUCCACCACGAGGAGCCGUUUCCAGAGCCUCCGCUCGAUCAUGGCCCGCAGGCUGGCCAACCGGCUGCUGCAGGUGCCCAUGUUCGCGGAGUUGGACGUCCGGGAGGUCGUGGAACUCAUUCGGACAGCAAUGUUCAAGGAGCACUACCACGAAGGCGACGUCAUCAUAUCCAGGGAGGCACGCAACAGCGGUCUCUUCUUCGUGAUCAGCGGCGUCGUUCGGCUGCAACUCUCCGAGGGGUCGAGCCCGACGAAGCCCAAGCGCCAGGGGACGUCGCUCCUCAGCUGGGGCCUGGCGGAGUGUCCCUCCCCUAGGAUCCUGGACGUCCUGAAGCGUUCUAGAUCGGCGUCUCCCUGCCAGGGCUCUCCCGACGUGGGCGAGCGGCCGCCCACGUGGGACCUCGGCCCAGACAAGGUCUUUGGGGACAUGGCGCUGCUCCACGGCAUGCGCUGCGGCAUGGUAGCAGUGGCGCUUCGGAACACGAAGGUGCUGCGGAUCCCGGGGCAUCAGGUGAUGCGCCUGGUCGAUCGGAGCGCCAAGGUGCGCAGCCACGUGUCGCGGCGGGCCGUCGAGAACCUCGGGCAGAUCGACGGGCUGGAGGGGAUCCCCGAGGCCAUCGCGCAGGACCUGGCGGACAGGUCCCCCCUGGUGACCUUCCAGCCGGGCCAGCUGGUGUUCCAGGGGCUCGUGGACGAGCAGUCGCCCAUAAUCUCUGUCAUCUUCGGGGCGAUCGAGGUGAGGCGGGCGACGUCUGAGACCCGCCAGGUCGUGAAGGUCAACGACCUCCUCUGCACAGAGCACCUCCUGGGCGAGGCGCCGCAGCCUCUCGUGGCACGCGCCCUGGAGCCCACGUCCGUGCUCCUCGUGGACCCGCGGAGCUUGGCUCUGCUGCUGCCCAAAGCGCGCGCGAGAUCCGAUGACAUCGAGGUGCUGGACGUCGAGGCCGGUCUGGGCACGGGGCCCUUCGCGAUGGUGCCGGUGGUGCCAGCCGAUCUUGCCGCCAGCACCGCCAAGGCGCCCCCAGUGGGCGUGUCCUCGGCCACCCGCAGAUCAGCGACCGCACGCGUCAGUCCUCGGCCGGGCGAGGUCGACGUCACGCCCGACAUGCUCAGCGUCAGAGCUCUGCCUGGCGAGGUCAACAUCAUGCCCGACGUGCCGCGGGGCGACGGCGACGGCACCGCACUCUCGCCUGAAGUGGUCGCGGCGCAAGCUAGGAUGCAAGACGGCGCGGCCACGGCCCCCCGCAUUCUUACCCCGCCGCUCGCGCUGGAGGUGCUACAGCCCUCCCGGCGGGAGCGCCUGCACACAGUGGGGCGCGAUCUGGGCUGGGACUCCGAGGGCGAGGCGGCGGUGGGCACCGCGAGGUCGAACCGAUCCCCGCUGACCAGCUCGAGGAGGCUCGUGGACGAGAUCGCGGCCCUAGUGGCCCACGGGGACGUCUGGGAGCACGAGGCGGAGAGCGGCGGCCUCGUCCGGGAGCCUCUGGACGUGAAGCCCGAGGGCCAGCCUGGCGCCGAGCGCCCGGCAGCGGCGGAGCAUGAUUCCGGGAGCGCCCACGCGGCGAUCAUGGUGUGGCUCGGCAUCCUCAUCGACGCCGUACCCGAGUCCUUGGUCAUAGGGAUCCUGAUCAACAAGAGCGCGGAGGACGGGGACCGUGGAUUCCGGCAGUCCGCGGCCACUGCGCUGCCCUUCGUCAUCGGGGUCUUCAUCAGCAACCUCCCCGAGAGCAUGAGCUCCUCCGGCAGCAUGCUCGCCCACGGGGUCAAGCGGCCCAAGAUCCUCCUGAUGUGGGCGGCCACCACGGUCGUCACCGCCGUGGGCGCGGGCCUCGGGGCGCUGCUCUUCCCGCCGGGGUCGAGCGGCGAGCUCCACGUGGAGACCGCCAUUGCAGGCGUCGAGGGCCUGGCGGCGGGCGCGAUGCUGACGAUGAUCGCCCAGACCAUGAUGCCCGAGGCAUUCGAGCAGGGCGGCGACAUCGUCGGGCUGUCCACGCUCGCGGGCUUCCUCUGCGCGCUCUCGGUGAAGCUGCUCCCGCUCGCGUGA
Prorocentrum cordatum is the source of this 2160-nucleotide messenger RNA. The record is from the annotation of a GenBank genome assembly. NCBI's taxonomy places the organism in Eukaryota, Dinophyceae, Prorocentrales, Prorocentraceae.